AUGUCAAACCAAACCGCUCCAACGUCAAAACCAAAGGUGCUCAAGAUGACAGCUCCUGGGACACUAAUAUCCAGACCGUACUUUUUCUCCUUCAAAAUCAGUCCUUUGACCUCGUUGACGGUAAGUGCCUCACCAGCGAAAAGUAGCGAGAAAAGAAGCACCAACACACCGACCAUCGUAGCAGAACCUGGUUCUUUCACCAAUAUUCCAAUGAUUAAGAUCUCAACAGAGGCAGCCAGAUUGAAAAGAAUCAAGAUCAACAAGGAGACCCAAAACUUAUUUUCUUCCAUGUUGAGGCCAACCAAUGGGUAG
Messenger RNA from Ogataea philodendri, 312 nucleotides. RefSeq lists its product as uncharacterized. The coding region runs from base 1 to 312 and encodes 103 amino acids. The transcript has 2 exons. The record is from RefSeq and is a predicted model, not a curated record. Lineage: Eukaryota; Fungi; Ascomycota; Pichiomycetes; Pichiales; Pichiaceae.